ACCCUGGAGAAUCAAUGGAGCCUUUGGUGCCACCGAGGCUGCAGGAAGAUAAGGUUAUGAAACUGGGGUUGUUAGAGAGAGAAAGAGAGUUGAGAUGGUUGUAGUUGGAUUUGGAGGUGGCCGCUUGAUUUCUUCAUUUUCAGCUAACAUAAUCAACAGAUUUUCAUCAGAUAAUCCAAAACUCAUCUCCGUCUCAAGAGCUUCUACCAAUUCCGCCAGAAGAAAUGAAUUUCCAACGAAGAAGAAGAGUAAGCCGCGUUUGAUCGCGAUAUCAACGGCGGAAGCAAAAUGGCAUGGAAAUUGGAAUUCAGAGUAUUUAUUUUCCCUGCGAGACCUACAACUGCUUGAUCUUUCAGAUGACGAUGGUGUCCGCAAAGAUACUAAUGUUUCCAUUAACCUUUCCGUUCAAAAGCAUGCUGGUUUUGGGCUAUCAGUAGAAGGAAGGAUCACCACAUCAUUCACCAGAAAAUGUUGCAAUUGCUGCUCUCCAUACCUCCGAGAUAUUAACGCGACAUUUAAAGUGUGGAUUCUCCCAUCAACGAGAACAAUUAGGGACUCAUCUAAUCAACUACCUGAUAUUGGAGGAGAUGAUCCUUCCGUUAUUUAUGUGAGACCCGGAUAUGAAGCUGAUCUGGAUUCUUUAAUACAAGACACAGUUCGACUUGCCACUUCAGUUAAAGAAACUUGCUCGGAAUCUUGCGAGAAAGCCGAACCCAAAUUACACCUUUCUGGAAAAAAGAGUUUGAUUAAUGUUGGAAUCUCGACUGAAAUGAGAAAAGAAGUUGAGUGUAAGGAGAAGUCGUAUAGCUCAAAACCAGCAUGUAAAGCCACGAUUGAAGAAUCUCAAGCAACUGCUUGUGUGGAUAAACUGCACACACAUCCUGAACGUGUUCUCAUUCCUAGUCAGAGUAAUUAUGUAUUAUGUGUAAAAUAGGAUCAUGAGAACGUGUGUAAAUGGAUACCAUCCACUUCUCUUUCAGUUAAGUAGUUUAUCUUGUACAUGUAUAUAUAGGCAUUGCCUCAUUAAUGAAACAUAUGCCGAAUACAGCAGCAACACAAUUCUAUCUCUUUUGUACCUUCAA
Salvia hispanica is the source of this 1082-nucleotide messenger RNA. RefSeq names its product E3 ubiquitin-protein ligase, putative (DUF177). NCBI's taxonomy places the organism in Eukaryota, Viridiplantae, Streptophyta, Magnoliopsida, Lamiales, Lamiaceae. The record is from RefSeq and is a predicted model, not a curated record.